UCUCACUCUUCAUUUGUCUACGUGAAGUUGAAAUAUAAAACUCAAAAAGAAAAAAAAUCAAGAUGAAGCGAGCUCGUCGUCCGAAUGCAGCUAACAACAAAUCUUUUGUUUCCGGCGGAAUUUACAAUCCCAGUGCCAGCGUCAAGCCCUUGAUCCAACCGCCAUUGCAGGGCAAUAAUAAUGUCCAGGAGCAUCAGGCUCCUUCGCUGGCUGCUCCUCCUCCGCCACCGGCUCCUGUCCCAGUUCCCACUGCCGUGGCAUCCUCGCCUGUCCAGUCCAAGAAGCCGGAUGCAGCCGCCAUGGCAGCCAAGCUGCCCAUGCCCAUUAUCGUCAAGGAGGAGCCGACGGAGAUGGCCAACGAGGAACCGGAGGCCAGAGAGGAGUUUUCCAUCGACAUCAGCGAUGAGAAUGGCAGUGGCCACGGCAUCGGCGGAAAGAUACCCUUUAAGAAGAUCUUCCAGAAGCGCAAGAAGUCGUCUGAACGCACUCGGGACAAGAAGCUGCGCCAGAACCGCCAGCUGCGCAAAUCCAUGCUGCCGAAGAACGCCCUGAUGGCCCUCAACGAGGUGAAGGGCGUGACCAUCAGCGACUUCACCAUCGACAGCAAUCCCGACGGCGGAUUCACGGCCGUUGUCACAGUGAACUCAAAUCAGUACGAGGGCAAGGGUCUCUCCAAGAUGUCGGCCAAGAAUGCGGCCUGCGAGAAGGCUUGGCGCGACUUUAUCAUCGCAAAAAUGACACCCAAGCCAUCCAGGCUGCAGCCAAGUAACGCUGAAAACGCUGCGGAGGCCAUGGAUACCAAUGAGGAUGAGACAGACGCACCGGAGGAUGAUCUGCCAAUGCUAAAUCUGGCCUCGUUUGCCAUCUACAAACUGUUUGCCGAGUGGGAGCGCGAGGGGUAUGUUGUGCCCGAGAUGCAUCCGUCGGCAAAUGCUGUUCAACCGGCUGGUGGCGAAGCAGCACAGCCAGUUCCCGCGGUGCCCAAGGAGCCCAAGAAGCCGCCGGUGCGCACCGAGUUGCCUUCCGGUUGGGAGACCAUGCAUCCAGCCACCAUACUUUGCAUUAUGCGUCCGGGACUCAAUUACAUUGACUAUGGAACCUCGGGCGAAAAGCCCAAUGUGAUGCAAGAUUUGGGAAUCGUGGUGGACAACCAGGAGUUUUCCGCCAGCGGCAGAUCGAAGAAGAUCGCACGACGCAACGUUGCCGUGGAAGUGUGCAACACUCUGUUCGGAACGAACUUUGCGUUUGGCGACACUUCAUCUUAAGGCAUUUAUUUCAAAACGCACCUACGCUUAACGGCCUUAUUCUUUCACAACGGCUUUUAAUGUCAAAUGCGCAACGCCUUUUAACCAAACUGGUUAAAAGAACGGGUUCC
Molecule: messenger RNA, 1375 nt
Organism: Drosophila elegans
Lineage: Eukaryota; Metazoa; Arthropoda; Insecta; Diptera; Drosophilidae
Gene: DIP1
Product: double-stranded RNA-specific editase 1
Exons: 4
Coding region: 63-1265 (400 amino acids)
Source: RefSeq, a predicted model, not a curated record